This is a messenger RNA of Geodia barretti, 213 nucleotides long. The record is from the annotation of a GenBank genome assembly. NCBI's taxonomy places the organism in Eukaryota, Metazoa, Porifera, Demospongiae, Tetractinellida, Geodiidae.
CAGUACCAGUUAGACUGCGGGACGUGGACCUACUUCUGUCAGGGCAGCGGCUGGGGAGACGAGGAGGCUACCGUCCUCUGCAGGGAGCUAGGAUAUUCUCACGGAGUCAGCGGUUAUAUUCCUACUGGAGCUGUCCCUUCAUUGGUAAAAAGAAUCGACUGCAGUGGACAUGAGAACCGACUGCAAGAUUGUGUCAUAGAGCCAGCCAUCAGC